AGGCGGAGCAGCGAGGCGGGGCUCCGAGCCGUUCCCUAGUGACCCGGAACUGAGACCACCCGUAGUUCUCCCAGAGGAUGGGCGGCGGAGCGGUAGGGAUACAAGAAGCGAUCCCUAGAAGUAGUCUGGUCUUCACUGAACGUUCUGGGCUUUUUCCAGAGGGGAUAAAAAAUAGGAAGUGACGUCUGGGCCCGAAGCAGGCCUGGUUCGGGACCGAUCCGCAGCUAGGCCUGGCCCGAGCCGCUCUCCCGCUGCGCUCUGGGUAACUGUACACCGGUCUGACCGGCCCCUGUCCCGGGAUCCGCUUGCCGCGCGGGAGCGGGAGCGGGUGUCACCCCGCCCGGACACCUGCCGCCUGAUUCAGGAGCUUUCUUUCUCCACUGAGAUGAAUACUAUCCACCCAUUCUACUCAGAAGAUCGUGAUAAAGGAGCAACCUUUUUUUUUUUUUUAAGGAAAUUUUUGAGAUAAGGUCUCUCUAUUAAGUAGCUCUAACUGUUCUAGAAUUUACUCUGUAGACCAGGUUGGCCUCACAUUCACAGAGAUUUGCCUGCCUAGAGAUUAAAGAUAUCUUAAUAUUCCAAUUCCAGGAAAAUACUGGAUAAUACCCUUAAAGAAAAACAAGAAGAAAUCAUGAAGAAAUGUUUUAAUUUUUAAAACCAUGGCUACAUCUGCAAAUCUGGACAUUGGGGCCCAGCUGAUUGUGGAAGAGUGUCCCGGCAGCUGUGGUCUCUCUGGGAUGCCAGACAUCAAACUAGAACACCAGCUGGGUCCAGACGCAGAGGAAGGGUCAGCGCAGGGUGUCGCCAUGGGAAUGAAAUUCAUAUUGCCGAACCGAUUUGAUAUGAACGUGUGCUCUCGGUUUGUGAAGUCCUUAAAUGAAGAGGAUAGUAAAAAUAUUCAAGAUCAAGUGAACUCUGACCUGGAGGUGGCGUCUGUCUUAUUUAAAGCUGAGUGCAAUAUCCAUACAUCUCCUUCUCCUGGAAUUCAAGUAAGACAUGUCUACACACCCUCUACAACAAAACAUUUCUCACCCAUAAAACAGUCAACUACUUUAACCAACAAGCACAGGGGAAACGAGGUCUCUACCACACCUCUGUUAGCGAAUUCUCUGUCUGUUCACCAGUUGGCAGCUCAGGGAGAAAUGCUCUACCUGGCUACUCGGAUUGAACAAGAAAAUGUUAUCAACCACACGGAUGAAGAAGGCUUUACCCCCCUGAUGUGGGCUGCGGCACAUGGGCAAAUAGCUGUGGUAGAGUUCCUACUUCAGAAUGGUGCAGAUCCCCAGCUUCUAGGAAAGGGUCGAGAAAGCGCGCUGUCGUUGGCCUGUAGCAAGGGCUACACAGACAUUGUCACGAUGCUGCUGGACUGUGGGGUUGACGUCAAUGAGUACGACUGGAAUGGAGGGACACCUUUGCUUUACGCAGUCCACGGGAACCACGUGAAGUGCGUGAAGAUGCUCUUAGAAAAUGGAGCUGACCCAACAAUUGAAACAGACUCUGGCUAUAAUUCUAUGGACCUAGCUGUAGCUUUGGGCUACAGAGGUGUUCAACAGGUCAUUGAGUCACAUCUGCUGAAGCUACUUCAAAACAUCAAGGAGUGAGGGACCCUCAGAAAAUGCCAUCUGCCCUUCUCACUCCUUGGUCCUUAAAUGAUAGUUUUGUUUACAUGUACAUUUUUAUAGUUUUGUUUGAGUGAAAAUUUUUAUCUCAGUUGCAAUAUUUGCUGGUUUUUAGUGAGUUUUAAUAAAUAUUCCUCUGGAUAAUUUACUUGUUUAUAAUAAAAUUAAUCCUGAUGGUUUUUUAAAUAAAUGUGUUUUACUAUAUAUUAAAAUUAUUAAUUAAUAUUUUAUGGCAUAUAACCUUUUAUGGUACAGGUGGUUCUGUGACUUUGUAUCAAGUACCACAAUUUGACACUUUAAGGAGAUGCCACCUGUUCGUCUUAACUCUUGUAUUAAUGCUUUGAGUUUGCACAGGACUUACUGUAAGUCUGUGGGGAAAAUAAUGUUCUUGUUGAAUUAAAAAGUACAGUGUGAUGGUUUACAAAAUCAUGUUUAAAUAAAAUACCUUGUCUGUUUA
This is a messenger RNA of Apodemus sylvaticus (European woodmouse), 2076 nucleotides long. RefSeq names its product ankyrin repeat family A member 2 (gene Ankra2). Gene Ontology annotation, cellular component: nucleus. NCBI's taxonomy places the organism in Eukaryota, Metazoa, Chordata, Mammalia, Rodentia, Muridae. The record is from RefSeq and is a predicted model, not a curated record. Bases 660 to 1601 code for a protein of 313 amino acids. The transcript is spliced from 10 exons. Gene Ontology annotation, biological process: regulation of gene expression. Gene Ontology annotation, molecular function: protein binding.